AGCGGCGGAAGAGGCGGCAGGUGAGCGGCUCGGCGGGCACGGGAACCCCCGGCACCGGCACCGGCACCGGCACCGGCAGCGCGGGGGAUGCUCACCAAGAAACCCUACGACAGCCCCUCCGCCGCCUACGGGCCGCCAACGGGCGAAUUUGGCUACGACUUCUCCGCCCGCUCGCCGCCGCCGGGCUCGUACUACAUCGAGGACGCGCCCCAACAUUUUUACAAGUGGUCGUCGCCGCCCGGCCUGGUGCGCAUCCUGGAGGUCGCGGUCAUCCUGCUGUGCAUCGCCGUCUUCGCCUGCGUGGCCUCCACGCUGGCCUGGGACUACGGCUACGGCUACGGCAUUUACGGCAACGCUCUGGGAGGCUUCUACGGCUCCGGUUAUUAUGGCAGCGGCCUCAACUACGGCUAUGGCUACGGUGGCUACUACGGCGGGGUGACCAACCCGCGGGCGGCCAACGGUUUCAUGAUGGCCGCGGCCGUGCUCUGCUUCCUGGCCCAGCUGGGGCUGCUGGUGGCCAGCCUGAGCAGGUCCGGCGCGUCGCGCUCGCGCCGGUUCUACCUGGUGGUCAUCGUGGCCUGCGCCGCGCUGGCCCUGCUCGUGCUGGUGGCCACCAUCGUCUACGUGGUGGGGGUGAACCCGCAGGCGCAGAUGAGCGGGGGCUACUACUACAGCCCGCUGCUGGCCAUGUGCAGCCAGGUGUACAGCGGCGGCGCGGUGCUCAACCAGUACCUGUACCACUACUGCACCGUGGACCCGCAGGAGGCCGUUGCCAUCGUCUGUGGGUUCCUGAUCGUGCUCCUGCUGUGCCUCAUCUGCCUCUUCGCCCACAAAACUCGCAGCAAGAUCUGGAAAUACGGAAAACACAACAUUUACUGGGACAAAAUCCCGGCCGGCCCCGAGGGGCCUGACGUGGAGGAGUGGGUGAAGAACGUCUCGGGCGGCACCAGCGUUCCCGACGAGGCCGCCACCGUCGCGUACUCGGAGAAGGGAGAGACCCCCGGCCCCGCGCCGCCCUACAGCCCCCCCUCGUACUGCGACCCCCCCCAGAAUGGCUGGAAAAGUGACCCCCCCGAGGAUGUCCCCACCCCCUCUGAGGACCAGGGCCGUGCCCACGCCCCCUCCAAGCCCCCCGCCCGCCGGGGCCGCCGGGGCCGGCGCCAGCCCGAGCCCGAGGACUCGCAGCUCUCAUCCCAGUACUCCCAGUGCUCCCAGUACGACACCGACCACACCACGGCCGCGGAGUCCGGCGAUGAGCGCGACCACGAGCAGUGGCACAGGCUGUUCCCGCCGGUGCGCUCGGCGGCCGAGCGGCAGCGCUACAAGGAGGAGUUCGGGGCGGAGCUGCGGCGCUACAAGGAGCUGUGUGCGCACCUGGACGGCGUCAGCCGGCGCCUGGCAGAGCUGGGCACGCAGCUGGACCGGCUGCCCGAGGACAGCGCCCAGUACCAGGCCCUGGCCGAGGAGUACAACCACCUCAAGGACCUGAAGCGGAGCCCGGAGUACCAGGACAAAAAACAGGAAUCCAAAACCCUGCGGAAUAAACUCUUCCACAUCAAGAGGAUGGUGAGCGACUACGACAAACUCCGGGGGUGACCCCGAAGCCACCACCCCUCAAAAAAAGGGACGUUUUUAAGGGGGGACACCCCCAAAAUCCCCUCCUGACCCCCUACAAAGACUUUUGUGCCUUUUUUGGGGGGGGGUUUAAAGCCCCAAAUUCCUCAUUUUGAGCCUUCCCCUGAGGGUGUGCGGGGGCUGGUGGCAGCUGUCUGUGUGACCCUCCCCAGCCCCUAAAAUGUCCCCAAAAUGUCCCCCACACCCUCUGGGGACCCCUCCCAGUGCCUUGGUUGUAAAUAGGGUUUUUAAUGGGGUUUGCACCCCCCAGGCUGCCUUAAAAGGGGUUUUGGGACUCCCAAAUUGGGGUUUGGGGGAUUAAAAAAACCCUUUGGGGGUUAGUUUUUUUUGUUUUGUUUUGUUUUAGGGUGGGGGGACUCAAAUCCCAAAAUGUUUUAUAGGGAACGGUGGGAGUUGUGUAAUAUUGUAAUUGUUUUGUAAUAA
Messenger RNA from Hirundo rustica (Barn swallow), 2058 nucleotides. RefSeq names its product occludin (gene OCLN). The transcript is spliced from 8 exons. Bases 88 to 1596 code for a protein of 502 amino acids. Gene Ontology annotation, molecular function: cis-regulatory region sequence-specific DNA binding. Lineage: Eukaryota; Metazoa; Chordata; Aves; Passeriformes; Hirundinidae. Gene Ontology annotation, cellular component: transcription elongation factor complex; membrane; bicellular tight junction. The record is from RefSeq and is a predicted model, not a curated record. Gene Ontology annotation, biological process: snRNA transcription by RNA polymerase II; positive regulation of transcription elongation by RNA polymerase II; bicellular tight junction assembly.